AUGGUGACGUCAGUCGGCAUCAAGGGCAAGAAGCCCAAGGAUGGCCUCUUCGCCCUGAAGCAGUUAGUCAUGGAAUCCGCACCCCCGGAGUUCCUUCCGUUCCAAGAGGAUGUGUUGGGAUACCUUAGCAGCAUUGGUGAUGACAAUGAGUCUUACGAUGCUUGGAUUUCGAAGCUGGCACCACGGAUUUUCAAGGACGAUGAGCCGACGCCGUACAUCCCCCCAACGCACAGGGCGAGUGGAAAACGUGGUGUCCAUGCUAAAUCCCAUAAUGUCGACCUGAAUGCGGCAGAUGGAGGCGCCGUGGCUUCAUACAUGGCUGACGGGCGCUCGGCGGCGCCGGGGGGUGCACGACCGCCUAACGGCUCUUCCUGGGACAUUGAAAACGCCCUGGACGCGGCCAUACACUCAUUCGUGGCUGCUGGGGCAGUGAAAGCGUUGGGUAGUUCUGCGACUCCGCAUGGGUUACCUGUGUCGCCUAUGCUGCCGUUUAACAUGCCGGGGAUUAAGCCCCUGCAACCCAAAGUGCUGGGUACCAUGACUAACAACCCGCAAAAGGCCAUGUUCGAACAGCUGCUUGACUCGCUUAACAACAACGACGAAGAUGAAAAGGACCCCUCAAGUGGUUCUCAAAAAGCGGUCCUUACGGCUGGUGUAGAUGGAAGUAAGGAUGCACUUCCCGGAGGCUUGGGCGUUGUUCCUCUUCAUGCGGCAACAGAUGGUAUGGGUAAUGCUGCUUUGUCGGCAUUAGAUGUGUUAAAUACGCCUGUGCUACGAAACAUUAACUCUGCGGCGGGAGCUGUUCCAAUGGACGACAUCGCAGCCUUCGACCCAUCCCAGCUAACUGACGGUGUUUCUUCAGCCAGAAGGGGAAGAGGACGGCCGCGUCGUACGACAAGGGGUAGGGAACUAGGUCAGCUUGAUACACCCUUUUCACCGAAGGACGAUGUCAAUGAUGGCGGGUAUCCCGUGGUAGCAGACCACCUGGUUGAGGCUGAAACGGAAUUUUUGGGAGGCGAUGCAGCCAGCAAGCGUGGGUUGCGCCGCCUGACCCCACGGAAGAUAGUGGACAAAAAGUUGAUUUGGCCGCUGAACUGCUGGGUUUGCAGGGAACCCAUGGACCGUGUACAUCCCUAUGUGGUUUGUAAUUCUAUUUGUAAGCGUGCAUAUCACGCUUCCUGCGAGGCUAUUGCUUCCCUCAAGCUCCGUUUGCCGAUUAGGCCAAUGGAUGUGGAGACGCCUGCCAUUCCCCGAGCUACAAGUGGAGCGGCGAAUCGUGAAAGUUCCAAAAACGCCGUCCGUGAGCGAAGCAGGAGCGGUAACCGCAAGGGUAACAUGGGUUGGCCCAACGGCCAAAGCCCGGAGCGUCUGCUUGAAUCCACAGGGCCGAAUUACAGAGCUGCCAUUGGGUACUCGGGUUUGCGUGAAGCCGACCCUUUUGCGGAUGGUAGUCCAUUUGCCGGCAUUCGAUCCAGGUCACGCGCAUCCGGUAGUCUUAGGGGUGUCAGCGGGGUUGGUGGCGCCACGAGUUUGGCUGUAUCCAUGAGUGGACCCGCGAGGGGUCUGAUAGGCCGAGAUGCGCGUUCACAGGAAAUGGUCACCGCCCGUGAUACCAACCAGCAACUUGCAGCCAGGGAUGACGGUAAAGAUGGGCCAGUGGUGCCACAAGAAUGGCGUAAGCUGGUCCGUUCUCCGACCGGCUGCGCCAGAGUCACCCCCAACUGCAUAGCCCGGGAGUGCAGCUUUUGUAUAAAUUUGUACGCGGGAUGUUCAGCGUGUUUCAAGUUCGUGCCGAUAAAGGACCUGUGCCGCUGUGCCAUGGAUGGCUGCUCGACGUUUUACUGUUACCCCACCUGUGUGCGUAGAGUGCGUUUGGUUGUGCCUGAUGUACAGAUCAUGGGGAUACAUCAGCUCAUUUACGGGAAUGUCGAUCGGUUGUUGGACGAAAACAGGCGACCCAUCUUCAUUUGUCACGGUCACACGUGCUGGAGUUGUUACGACUGCGACCGUUAUUCGUAUUUGUGGGAGACCCUGUGGCGCAUUGAAGCAAGCCGUUCGGAGACUGACUUCAUGAACACGGCGUGGCAGGACUUGCGGAGGACGUGCCGUGGCAAAGUUGAAACAGCGCAUUUCGCGAAGGGGAAGAGGCUGUCACGGCCACUAGUGUACCCCGAUUUGCGUUUGUAUAGGACAUACAUGCAGUCUAGAAGGUUCUCCCUACACGGGGUGGCUAACGCAGCGGCAUUGAAAACGCUUUACCCGCCGUCUGACGACGAAGACCGCGCCACGUUUCACCAGGUUACUAGCAACGUGCUGAUGCGCUGUGUACGCUGUGAGCGAACGUGGUGCACGCACUGCUUACACCCUGAUGUACGCAUUCUGCAGAAUUCGGGGAAGCAGAUGGUUUGCCAAGACUGCAUCCACGUCGAAAUGGUGCAAGCGCUGUCUAAAGAUCGCGUUGAACGUAGUUCGCAACACGAGCUUAUUGAUCCAAAGGUGAUGGUCCCCAGUCGGCACCCUGUGGAUGUUUAUAAUGCGGUCUCAUCCUACAUUUCCGCCCAGGGGCUUUACCAGAGUAAGCUUGCUGUGAAGCCCCAUUUCCUGGAUAUCGCAUCGUUCUAUAAAGGACCCGAAACCGUCGAUGUGGCUGGGAUGGGUCCGAGAAAGUUUCGCUCUGAUGCCGGAAAAAGUAGACCCCGUGGUACUUCGGCUACAAAGGCUGGUAACGCGGAUGAUGGAGAUGCUGUCAACGAUUUGAAACGGGAGCCGUCGGAUCUGGGAACACAAGCAAGGGUGGAUGGUGAAGAACUGAGCAGAAGUAAGAGGGGUGGUACUAACGGCCAAAAGGGAGAACAAUCUGGCGUUAACGCCGUAGCGAGUGUUCCUGGUGUGAACAAUGGCUCAGGGACUGAUGAGAAUGUAGAUAUCAAUGCGGUCAACAAUCUGGAGAAUUUGGAAAGAAAUGAAGGCUUGAAUUCGGGGAGCCAUGGUAACGUAGGAACCACGCGUGAUGCUUUGGGCAGUGUGGAUGAUGGUGCUGUAAAUCAGCCCACUAUUGGUGAAGAAGUAAAUGGAAGUGAUCUGAUAAGAAAUGUUGAUAAAAUCGUUGCAGUUGAUAUGGAUGCCACUGUUGAACCCGUCUCUACCGACCUACAGUCCUCGAGUGCCAUUGAGCAGUCGCCUGGUGAAGCAGUAGACCUGCUUACUCAAGCAACGCAGGAUACUGUAGAUAUGUCGCCUAGCAAUGCUUCUCAGACAGGCUCUGGCGAAAUUAUUGUCAUAGACGAUCAGGAAGGAGAAGUCAGUGAAGUUGGCGCCAGCGCGGAUAUAUCUGCUGAGGCACCUGCACAGAUUGAAAAGCGCCGGCGCGGUCGUCCACGUGCCAAUGCGGAGAAAUCUCCGAGAGCAGGUCGGCAACCCAAACUGGCACAGGAGGGUGGCGAUACACCGGUACAGGAGGGCGAAGAGAUUCAACGUAGGAAAUAUGUUCGGCGCGCCAAGACAGACAAAGGUCUUCGGCCUGGCAAGGCCACUAAGACGCCUAAAGCUGGCCUAGUUGAAGUGUCAAGCGACGAUGAAGAAGAUGGUAAGCCAAAGAAAUCCACGCGGUCUACGGCGCUGCGCCAUCCGCUGAUUGCCUCGUCUCGACGUGAGCUGAGGGCCCAGGUCCGCACGUGCCUGAACCGUAUGCACUCCAAGGAGUUCAGCAUCAUAGUGCGCGAAAUCGAUCCGGUGGUUGUCCUGCGUCUGUGUAGCGAGUUCCGCUACAUGACCAGCAACCUCAUUACGGAUGAUUCGCUGCGCUCGAUAUCAGGGGUGCAGGCAACCGCAAGGUGUACAUGCACAUACGGAUGCUCGACGGGCUGCUCAAACAUUGCUCGCCACAUCGAGUGCAACAACGUGAACUGCAAUUUGGGUGACAUCAACUGUGGCAACCGCCGCUUCAAAAACAUGGGCAUCCCGAAGUUGCGUCUGCGCAUGGUUGAGGGCAAGGGUAUGGGCGCCUUCGCGACGGAAGACAUCGAUGAGGACGAACUGGUGUGCGAAUACGUGGGCAGGGUGAUAACGCAGGCGCAGUUUCAGCGCUGCGUGAGCAGUUGGAGUUUUGCUGAGCUGGAUAACGCAAACCAGAGCCACUGGUACAUUAUGAAGGUGCACAAGGAUGUUUACAUCGACUCGACGAACAUGGGGAAUGUUGCUCGCUUCAUCAACCACUCGUGUGAGCCUAACUGCUCGAGUGUGCCUUACUAUGUCAACGGCACGUUCCGCAUGGGUGUGUUCGCUCAGCGGCGCAUUGCGAAGGGUGAAGAGGUGACAUACAACUACGGCUUUUCCUCUCGUGGUGUUGGCGGUGGAUUCAAGUGCCUCUGUGGCGCUAAGAACUGCCGCAGGAUAGUCGGAGUUCAGCCGGACACCACAGCUGAAACUCUGCAAGCAAUCGAAAUUGCGAAAGCCAGUGGACUCGAGUACGAUACGCUGAGCCAGCUCAUGUUUGACAUUGCGUCAAUGCACGGGUGCAAGAGCGAGAUCAGCAGCAUGAAGAACAGCCCCUCUCCCAUUGACAUCCUCAAUGGCAUCCGGACCACUGGUGACCUUUACCGUUACGAGAGGUCACAAACAAGGCUUAGGCUGAGAGGCGAAUGUGAUUUGGGGUCAGGGUUAAUCAUGCCUAUUAGCCCUGUUACUGUGGUGGUCGAGGACAGCAUGCAGUUGAACCAUUCGCAGCUGAAUUAUGCUAAACUUUUGGUACUUGGAGGCCGCACGAUGAAGGAGUGGGACUUGGCCAACACCAAGGAAUUCGCGGCUGGUAUUCCUUGGGGUAUCAUUGCGCUGGAGAACAACAAGGUGACAUUGACGAAGAGCUUGGAGUCCGGUUGCGCUUUCCCCGACUUUUAUUCCAGGGCGAAGCGCCACAUACAAACGGCGUGCAUGGCGUUAUCGCGCCAGUGUGCGGGCACCCAGGGUUGCGAGAACCUGCAGAGCCUUAUCGAUCUGACCUGGGGUGCCACUGAAUCGUGCUAUGUGUGCGGUGGCUAUGGUGACUGCAAGAAUUGCGACCACUGUGGUGACGUGUUACACGACGACCACGCGUGCGGUGACUUCUACGUGAACCGUGCUGGAAUGAACCUAUGCAACGUCUGCCAGAACAGCGACCACCGGUUGGCAUGGUUGCUCUCUAGUGACAUUACCAGGGAGUGCAUGGCCAUGGACCUGUGGCGCCUACGUCUAGAACUGGCCUAUCGUCAGUCGCGCACGGCAUUCCGGUCACUGGUGGCGCAGUACAAGGUUGCGUCGAGCUUGGGAGAGGCAGCUGAUGGUGAGGAGCCCCGUGACUCGCAGCCACAUGUUUACCUCCGUCCGGAGUCGUUGCUAUGCACGCAGCGCGAGUUGGAACGCUUCAACAAGAACCCCAUGUCAUACUACGAUAUGCAGGUGAAGUACCACAAUCAGUGUCAGAACGCGCUGGCUAACUACGAAUGCUUCUGGUAA
Messenger RNA from Babesia ovata, 5490 nucleotides. Its product is annotated as histone lysine methyltransferase SET2. The coding region runs from base 1 to 5490 and encodes 1829 amino acids. Gene Ontology annotation, molecular function: histone H3K36 methyltransferase activity; protein binding. Gene Ontology annotation, biological process: regulation of DNA-templated transcription. The transcript has 2 exons. Gene Ontology annotation, cellular component: chromatin; nucleus. NCBI's taxonomy places the organism in Eukaryota, Apicomplexa, Aconoidasida, Piroplasmida, Babesiidae. The record is from RefSeq and is a predicted model, not a curated record.